Sardina pilchardus (European sardine) is the source of this 2288-nucleotide messenger RNA. It is a transcript of the gene ampd1, whose product is annotated as adenosine monophosphate deaminase 1 (isoform M). Gene Ontology annotation, molecular function: AMP deaminase activity. The transcript has 14 exons. The record is from RefSeq and is a predicted model, not a curated record. Gene Ontology annotation, cellular component: cytosol. NCBI's taxonomy places the organism in Eukaryota, Metazoa, Chordata, Actinopteri, Clupeiformes, Clupeidae. Bases 35 to 2155 code for a protein of 706 amino acids. Gene Ontology annotation, biological process: AMP metabolic process; IMP salvage.
UGUGCUUUUGUGGUUCCCAGAGACGGAUGAUAGCAUGCGAGCCUUUGCCGAAAAGGUGUUCGCAUGCGACAGCAAGGAUGAGACCAUUCGUGAUGAGGUCUCUCUAUUUGAUGUGGCGGAGGAUUGCCCCAUCCUCAACCAAGAGCACUCUAAGCAUCUGCAACAUGAUGACAACAUUGAAAAGAGGAAGAAGAUGAUGUCCCGUGCCCGUGAGGUUCUACUGGUGGACAAGCCAGCCUACUUGGAGGUGCCUGACUUCCAGAGGGUUGCCAUCAUGGGAGACUUUGCCACUGGGGUGACCAUGGAUGAUUUUGAGCUGUCUUGCAAAGGCGUGUACCGUGCCCUGGUCAUCAGGGAGAAGUACAUGAGGCUCGCCUUCCAGCGUUUCCCCUUCACUGUCUCUGAGUACCUGUGUAAAAUUGAGGGCAAGACUUGGAAUCCUGAGGACCAGGUGCACCCAGUGUUUACUUCUCCACCUAAGGCUGGAGAAGAUCCAUUCGAGACAAAGUCCUUUCCCGAGGAUCUGAACUACGUGGCACGCAUGCGGGAUGGUGUCGUCUGCGUCUACAAAGACGCUCAGGCCUCUGACAAGAACGAGUCCAUUGGCCUGCCGUUUCCUGACCUCGCCACCUUUAUUGACGAUAUGAACUUCCUAAUCGCUCUCAUCGCUCAAGGCCCAACUAAGACAUACACUCACCGUCGUCUGAAGUUCCUGACGUCCAAGUUCAACGUGCAUGAGAUGCUGAAUGAGAUGGAGGAGCUGAAGGAGCUGAAGAACAACCCCCACAGAGACUUCUACAACACCAGGAAGGUUGACACCCACAUCCACGCAGCUGCCUGCAUGAACCAGAAGCAUCUGCUUCGCUUCAUCAAGAAGUCUUACCGCGAAGACUGUGACCGUGUGGUGCACAAGCUGAAGGGCAAAGAAGUCACCAUGAAGGAGCUUUUUGAGUACCUCAAAAUGCAUCCUUACGACUUGACCGUGGACUCACUGGAUGUGCAUGCUGGCAGGCAAACGUUCCAGCGCUUUGACAAGUUCAAUGCAAAAUACAACCCGGUGGGAGCCAGUGAGCUGCGUGAUCUUUAUAUGAAGACUGAGAAUCAUAUUUCUGGAGAGUACUUCGCCGCCAUCAUCAAGGAAGUGGCUAGUGACCUUGAAGAUGCUAAGUACCAGUAUGCCGAGCCCCGUCUGUCCAUCUAUGGCUGCAAAAAUGAUGAGUGGGCCAAGCUCGCCAGUUGGUUCAACAAGCACAGAGUGUUUUCCCCCAACCUCAAGUGGAUGAUUCAAGUGCCUAGAAUCUAUGACAUUUUCAGAGGAAGGGACUUUGUACCUCACUUUGGAAAAUGUCUGGAGAAUAUUUUCCUGCCUGUCAUUGAAGCUACCCUAAGACCUCAUGCUAACCCAGAACUCAGUGUCUUCCUUAAACACGUGACAGCCUUUGACAGUGUGGAUGAUGAGUCCAAGCACAGUGGACACAUGUUCUCCACCAAGAGCCCCAAGCCUGACGAGUGGGAGAUUGUGAAGAACCCAUCCUACACUUACUACAUUUACUACAUGUAUGCCAACAUUGCGUACAUCAACCAACUGCGCAAGGAGAGGGGAAUGAACACGUUCCAGUUCAGGCCCCACUGUGGAGAGGCUGGAGCUGUCACUCACCUGCUCGCCUGCUUCAUGACUGCUGACAACAUCUCUCACGGCCUCAACCUGAAGAAGAGUCCAGUGCUGCAGUACCUGUACUUCCUGGCUCAGAUCCCCAUUGCCAUGUCUCCUCUGAGCAACAACAGCUUGUUCCUAGAGUAUGCCAAAAACCCACUGCUGGAGUUCCUGAAGAAGGGCCUGAUGAUUUCGCUCUCCACUGAUGACCCCAUGCAGUUCCAUUUCACUAAGGAACCCCUCAUGGAGGAGUAUGCCAUUGCUGCUCAGGUGUUCAAACUCAGCACCUGCGACAUGUGUGAGAUCGCCAGGAACAGUGUGAUUCAGAGUGGCCUGUCCAUACAGGAGAAGAAACACUUCCUUGGUGAAAACUACCAUAAGGAAGGUCCUGAAGGCAACGACAUUCGCAAAACAAAUGUGGCCCAGAUCAGGAUGGCCUACCGCUAUGAGACACUGACAUACGAGCUCAACCUUAUCAAGGAGUGCCUGAAGAAUGACUAAGUGGCCUUCACCGUGAUGACAUUUUGGUCCUCUUUCACUGGUCUUCUUUGUUAUAGGUUACAUACAUACUGAGGUAGUUUACUGCUGAACAAAAUUCAGAGACAUGAAAUAAAGAAAUGUGGUACAAAAAUGA